This is a messenger RNA of Drosophila gunungcola (fruit fly), 4992 nucleotides long. RefSeq names its product protein flightless-1 (gene fliI). Gene Ontology annotation, cellular component: actin cytoskeleton; cytoplasm; nucleus. NCBI's taxonomy places the organism in Eukaryota, Metazoa, Arthropoda, Insecta, Diptera, Drosophilidae. Gene Ontology annotation, biological process: barbed-end actin filament capping; myofibril assembly; actin polymerization or depolymerization. Gene Ontology annotation, molecular function: actin filament binding; phosphatidylinositol-4,5-bisphosphate binding. The record is from RefSeq and is a predicted model, not a curated record.
UUGAAUGUGACGCGAGUGUGUUUUCCGUGAUUUCCAACACUCCAGUGUUGGCUAAUGCACAGCACUUAACGGCUGAGUGCUAAGUGUGACCAGAUCAUCAAACUGCAUACAAAGGGGAGGCCAGAAGACACGCCGUUUGCAUGGCCGAACGGCGGACGGUCACCAACUACACUUCUUUUUUUUAGUGCAAAAAAAAACAAAAUAAAGAAGAAGAAACGAAAAACAGGGCCAGCAGCUUGAGCCCAAAUAUAUAACAAAUAUAACAUUUUAUGUGGUCAAAAUGAGCGUGCUGCCGUUCGUGCGCGGUGUGGACUUUACGAAAAAUGAUUUCAGCGCAACAUUCCCCAACUCCAUGCGGCAGAUGUCGCGGGUGCAGUGGCUCACACUGGAUCGCACGCAGCUGGCCGAGAUUCCCGAGGAGCUGGGCCAUCUGCAGAAGCUGGAGCACCUGUCGCUGAACCACAAUCGCCUGGAGAAGAUCUUCGGCGAGCUGACGGAGCUGACCUGUCUGCGUUCCCUCGACCUGCGGCACAACCAGCUGAAGAACAGCGGCAUACCGCCGGAACUGUUCCAUCUGGAGGAGCUGACCACCCUCGACCUGUCGCACAACAAACUGAAGGAGGUGCCGGAGGGUUUAGAGCGGGCCAAGAACCUGAUUGUGCUCAACCUGAGCAACAAUCAGAUCGAGAGCAUACCCACGCCGCUGUUCAUCCACCUCACGGAUCUGCUGUUCCUGGAUUUGUCGCACAAUCGACUGGAGACACUGCCGCCGCAGACCCGGCGUCUGAUCAAUCUAAAGACCCUCGACCUGUCGCACAAUCCGUUGGAGCUGUUUCAACUGCGCCAGCUGCCCUCGCUGCAAAGUUUGGAGGUCCUCAAGAUGAGCGGCACCCAGCGCACGCUUCUCAACUUCCCCACCAGCCUCGAUAGUCUGGCCAAUCUCUGCGAGCUCGACCUGUCGCACAAUUCGCUGCCCAAGUUGCCCGAUUGUGUCUACAAUGUGGUUUCCCUGGUACGGCUGAAUCUGAGCGACAACGAACUGAGCGAACUUAGUGCCGGCGUGGAGCUGUGGCAGCGUCUGGAGUCGCUGAAUCUAUCGCGGAAUCAACUGGUGACCCUGCCCGCUGCCCUCUGCAAACUGCCCAAGCUGCGGCGAUUGCUGGUGAACGACAAUAAGCUGAACUUCGAGGGCAUACCCUCGGGCAUUGGCAAAUUGGGUGCUCUGGAGGUGUUUUCGGCGGCCAACAACCUGCUGGAAAUGGUGCCCGAGGGACUCUGCCGAUGUGGUGCUCUAAAACAGCUCAAUCUGAGCUGUAAUCGGCUGAUCACCCUGCCCGAUGCCAUUCACCUGCUCGAGGGUCUGGAUCAGUUGGACUUGCGCAACAAUCCGGAGCUAGUGAUGCCACCCAAGCCAAGCGAAGCGAGUAAAGCCACCAGUUUGGAGUUCUACAACAUAGAUUUUAGUUUGCAAACCCAGCUGAGAUUAGCUGGGGCUGCGGUGCCACCUUCAAUGCCAACAUCAGCCACGCCCAAGGAUUCGACGGCAAGGAAAAUCCGCUUAAGACGCGGUCCCCGCAGCGAGGGCGAUCAGGAUGCUGCCAAGGUGCUCAAGGGCAUGAAGGAUGUGGCCAAGGACAAGGAUAACGAGGCCGGUGCCCUGCCCGAGGACGGAAAACCGGAGUCCCUCAAACCAAAGAGGUGGGACGAGUCGCUGGAGAAGCCGCAACUGGACUACUCCAAGUUCUUCGAGAAGGACGAUGGUCAGCUGCCGGGCUUGACCAUCUGGGAAAUCGAAAACUUCCUGCCCAACAAAAUCGAGGAGGUGGUGCAUGGCAAAUUCUACGAGGGCGAUUGCUACAUAGUCCUCAAGACCAAAUUCGAUGACCUGGGCCUGCUCGACUGGGAGAUAUUCUUUUGGAUCGGCAACGAGGCCACACUGGACAAACGAGCUUGCGCUGCCAUUCAUGCAGUCAACCUGAGGAACUUUCUGGGCGCCCGGUGUCGAACGAUUCGCGAGGAACAGGGCGAUGAAUCCGAGGAGUUUCUGGCCCUUUUCGAAACGGAAGUUAUCUACAUCGAGGGCGGUCGGACGGCCACUGGUUUCUAUACCAUCGAGGAGAUGAUACAUAUCACUAGAUUGUAUUUAGUGCAUGCCUAUGGUGCCACAAUACACCUGGAGCCUGUGGCUCCGGUCGUUGCCUCCCUGGAUCCCCGCCACGCCUUUGUCCUGGAUCUGGGCACACACAUUUACAUUUGGCUGGGCGAGAGAUCGAAGAAUACGCUCAACUCCAAGGCCAGAUUAAUGGCGGAGAAGAUAAGCAAAACGGAGCGAAAGAACAAGUGUGAAAUCCAGUUGGAGCGGCAGGGCGAAGAGAGUCCGGAGUUCUGGCUGGGACUGGAAAUGUCGCCGGAGGAAGGAGCCGCCGCAGAGGCACCAAAGGAGCACGUUCCCGACGACUAUCAGCCGGUGCAGCCUCGCCUCUACCAGGUGCAACUGGGCAUGGGAUAUCUGGAGCUGCCGCAAGUGGAGUUACCUGAGCAGAAACUUUGCCACACCUUGCUGAACAGCAAACACGUCUAUAUACUCGACUGCUAUACGGAUCUGUUUGUUUGGUUUGGCAAGAAGUCGACGCGAUUGGUCCGAGCGGCCGCCGUCAAGUUGAGCCGGGAGCUCUUUAACAUGAUGGAUCGGCCGGAAUAUGCGCUGGUGAUGCGUGUGCCCGAGGGCAACGAAAUGCAGAUCUUCCGCACCAAGUUUGCUGGCUGGGAUGAGGUGAUGGCCGUGGACUUUACACGGACAGCCAAGUCGGUGGCCAAAACGGGGGCAAAUCUCACACAGUGGGCCAGGCAGCAGGAGACGCGCACGGAUCUUGCCGCACUGUUCAUGCCCCGCCAGUCGGCCAUGCCCUUGGCCGAGGCGGAACAGCUGGAGGAGGAGUGGAACUACGAUCUGGAGAUGAUGGAGGCCUUUGUGCUGGAGAACAAGAAGUUUGUCCGGCUGCCGGAGGAGGAAUUGGGUCGCUUUUACACCGGCGAAUGCUACGUCUUCCUCUGUCGCUACUGCAUACCCAUUGAGGAGCCCGAAAAUGGCACCGAAGAUGGUGCUAACCCAGCCGCAGACGAUAGUAAAUCCAGUGCAAACAAUCAGCCGGAGGACGAGAUCCAGUGCGUCGUCUACUUCUGGCAGGGACGCAAUGCCGGCAAUAUGGGAUGGCUCACGUUUACCUUUACGCUGCAGAAAAAAUUCAAGGCAAUGUUCGGCGAGGAACUGGAGGUGGUGCGGAUCUUCCAGCAGCAGGAGAACCUCAAGUUUAUGUCGCACUUCAAGCGGAAAUUCAUCAUCCACACCGGCAAGCGGAAGGACAAGGCGCUCAUGCCGAAGGGAAAGGCGCCCGUGGAGUUCUUCCAUUUGCGUUCGAACGGCGGUGCGCUGACCACGCGCCUGAUCCAAAUCAAUCCAGAUGCGGUGCAUCUUAACUCGGCAUUCUGCUAUAUACUCCAUGUGCCAUUUGAAACGGAGGACGAUUCGCAGUCGGGGAUUGUAUACGUGUGGAUAGGCAGCAAGUCCUGCAACGAGGAGGCUAAGCUGGUCCAGGAUAUUGCCGAGCAGAUGUUCAACUCACCCUGGGUGAGCUUGCAGAUUCUCAACGAGGGUGACGAGCCGGAGAACUUCUUCUGGGUGGCGCUGGGCGGCCGCAAGACCUACGACACGGACGCGGAGUACAUGGACUACACGCGGCUUUUCCGAUGCUCCAACGAGCGGGGCUACUAUACGGUGGCCGAGAAGUGUGCCGACUUCUGCCAGGACGAUCUGGCCGACGACGACAUCAUGAUCCUGGACAACGGCGAGCACGUCUUCCUGUGGAUGGGGCCGCGUUGCAGUGAGGUGGAGGUGAAGCUGGCCUACAAGUCCGCCCAGGUGUACAUCCAGCACAUGCGGAUCAAGCAGCCGGAGAGGCCCAGGAAGCUCUUCCUCACGAUGAAGAACAAGGAGUCGCGACGAUUUACCAAGUGCUUCCACGGCUGGAGCGCCUUCAAGGUGUAUUUAUAAUUUUAGGCAACUGAAGGAGCAUCGUGAGGGGCACUUUUACAUUUUCUUCAUUUAUGCACAACCCCUGAGGGUGUACGUUUAGUUUUUUUAAAUCAAAAAGACCGCCUUUAAGGUGUACGUUUAAUAUUUUAGAACUUUAAAAAAGCGCCUUUAAGUAGUCAAUUAAUUUGUAUAAAUUAAAUGACCGCCUUCAGGAUGUGCAUUGAAUUUUACCGGAACUAAAGAGACACCUUCAGGGUGUGCAUUUAAAUUCAAAUGAAAUUAAAAAGCGCCUUUAGGAUGUUAAUUUAGUUUUAUAAAAUGAAUAGAAAACACCUUAGAGGUGUUGACUUAAUUUUAAAAUGUUAGAGGAGCCCCAUCAAGGUGAACAUUUAUUUUAAAGAAUUGAAGUAGACUUCUGGUAGGCGGCUCGUGGGAAUGGGGGUUGGGCAGCUGCCGUGACAGAGCAGCUGCCCCACAACACAUGACAAAGCAAAACCAAUCGUAUCGAAAACGAAACAAAUACGAACAGAAACAGAAACAUAAACAUAAAAAAACAAAAAGAAAUCGUAAUACCCAUCAGAUCGCAACAAGAACAUGUUUGUACUUUUAUAAAAUGUAUUUAAUUGUUUUGUAUAAUUAAUUUAAAUUUUUUUUAUUAGCUCACUUGCUCCUGCCCUUAACUAAUUAGCUAACAACUCCAACAACGCCAAGUAUUCGCCCACUCUUUACGAGAAAACCUUAUAAAUAUAUAUAAUGCAAAUAUAUAUAUACCUACAAAUACGCAAUAUUUAUAUACGCUGAGCUGAGAGGAUACUCCUUGUGCUAGUCCUUUUAAAAUGUUAACCUACUUAAAGCUAGCCUGUAAUAAAACGAAAGAAAUCACUAAAACUUAUUGUACAAAUGCCACGUAUUUAUUUUAUUUUUAUUAAUCCCCUGAAUAAAAAUUUAGAAAAAUUGCA